AUGGAAACCGUCCACGGUAUUUGCAGCCCCCCAUUUCAAGGAGUUCGCGAUCUCCUCGAGGGCUACAUCAAGUCCAACGAAGAGCUUGGGGCUUCGAUAACUGUCAACAUCAACGACAAAAUAGUCGUGGAUAUCUGGGGCGGACACAAAGACCAAGAGCGCAAGGAACCUUGGGAGGAAAACACUAUCGUCAAUGUCUUUUCGAGCACAAAGACAGUCACCAGUCUUGCAGUUCUCAUCCUGGUUGAUCGAGGCAUGAUUGAUGUCAAUGAGCGAGUCUCCAAAUACUGGCCCGAAUUCGGGCAGAACGGCAAGGAAGAUGUCCUUGUCCGACACCUACUCUCUUUCGCGUCUGGUGUUCCGGGCUGGGACGAGCCCCUUUCAAUCGAAGACGUGUACGAUCUGGAGAAAAGCACACCGAUGUUAGCACGCCAAGCUCCAUGGUGGACACCAGGUACCGCCUCUGGAUACCAUGCUUUGAAUUAUGGACAUCUCCUUGGAGAGCUCAUUCGUCGAGUUUCUGGAAAGUCGCUGCGCGAGUUCGUCGCCACCGAGAUCGCAGGUCCACUGGACGCCGACUUCCAGAUCGGUGCCUUGGAGAACACGUGGGACAGGAUUACCCCCAUCGUGCCUCCAGAGGAUUCAGGCAUCAUGGCAGAUCUCGAUGCCAAGUCCAUGCAAGGAAGAACCUUUCUCAACCCACCCAUUGAUCCCAAUCUUGCAAACAGUGAAGGGUGGAAAAAGGCAGAUAUAGGCGCUGCCAAUGGGCAUGGCAAUUCUCGGUCGCUCGCCCGUAUCAUGUCCGCAAUUACCUUGAGAGGAGAAACUGCUGGCAAACGUAUCUUGAAAGAAGAGACCGUCAAGUUGAUAUUUGAAGAGCAGCAGUCUGGGGAAGACUUGGUUAUGAAAUUUCCCCUCAAGUUCGGAAUUGGGUUUGGGUUGACACCUUGUGUUGCAAUUGACUGGAUGCCAGAAGGCAACGUUUGCUUUUGGUGUGGUUGGGGUGGUUCUUUUGUUGUCAUGGAUCUUGACAGACGCAUGACGAUCUCUUACACGAUGAACAAGAUGGAUAAUGGUCUUGUGAGCAGUGAUAGGGCUGCUGCUUAUGGCAAAGCAAUUUAUGAUGCAGUUGGGGAGUAG
This is a messenger RNA of Fusarium pseudograminearum CS3096, 1140 nucleotides long. RefSeq lists its product as uncharacterized. Bases 1 to 1140 code for a protein of 379 amino acids. NCBI's taxonomy places the organism in Eukaryota, Fungi, Ascomycota, Sordariomycetes, Hypocreales, Nectriaceae. The transcript has a single exon. The record is from RefSeq and is a predicted model, not a curated record.